AUGUCCUUUCAUGGAAAUAAUCGAUUCUCACUCCUCCACACAGUCGAGAUAGUAGGCUACAGUGCUCGAAUUAUCUCCAGCACUCAGGCUCCGCUAUUCAAAGAUACCCCAUACAUCAUCCAGUCACUAUUCUUGCUCCUGGCUCCAGCCCUUUUCGCUGCCUCAAUAUAUAUGGUACUGGGUCGUCUUAUCGCAGCUCUUCACGCGGACAGAUUUUCCAUUGUGAGGAGGACUUGGAUGACUAAAAUAUUUGUGACCGGCGAUAUCUUAUCCUUUAUUGUGCAAGGCAUCGGCGGCGGUGUCAUGUACAGCGGGACGCCCUCAAACCUUUCUCUUGGCCAAAAGAUUAUCAUUGUUGGUUUGGUGAUCCAGCUUCUAUUUUUCGGCUUCUUCACAUUUGCAUCAAUCAUCUUCCACCGACGAAUGAGUGCAAAUCCGACGACAACGUCCUUAUCCAUCCAUUUUUCGUGGAGAAAACACCUUUUCGGACUCUAUAUCGCAUCUUUCCUCAUUAUGGUACGAUCGGUGUUCAGAGUCAUUGAGUAUGUGCAAGGGUCUGAUGGCGAACUCUUGAGCCGAGAGAUCUAUCUAUACAUUUUUGACGCUGCACUGAUGUGGAUCCUCAUGCUUUUGCUGAAUAUCGUACAUCCACGAGAGAUCUCGGAGCUCCUGAGGGGAGAAAAGAGCUUAAACUCCGUUGAUCUGGAAAGACAACCUGAAAGUGUCAAGUUAACGAGAGUCCGCGAUAUAAUUCCCAAUACUCGUCCUACUUCCUUUACUGAGACAGCAUACGCACGACACGCCAUUGCCACCAGGGGCCUUGCUUGA
This is a messenger RNA of Uncinocarpus reesii 1704, 828 nucleotides long. RefSeq lists its product as uncharacterized. Gene Ontology annotation, cellular component: membrane. The coding region runs from base 1 to 828 and encodes 275 amino acids. The record is from RefSeq and is a predicted model, not a curated record. The transcript is spliced from 2 exons. Lineage: Eukaryota; Fungi; Ascomycota; Eurotiomycetes; Onygenales; Onygenaceae.